AUGCAAUUUUUUAUUUGGACCAUACUGGUCGUAGCUAUGAUCAUUGGUCGAAGACUUGUAUACUGUAAACUAAACACUUCAUUAUGCGAAGUUGGUGUUCUGCUCCCGAAAUUUGGUACUUCAUACAAAAGUUACUUAGAUUGCAUAGGAUUCAAGGACCUAAGGUCGACUUUAGUAAAUGGAACUAACUCAGACAACGAUAUCCAGAAUUUUUGUGGUAAAACUCCGAAAAUAUGCUCCAAGACAAUGUUGGCGGAUGCGCCUGCUUGUCCUCCGUAUAUCAACUUUGUCAAUCAUAUGACUAACACCAUCGAAAAAGUCCACGACUAUUUCUGCUUUGAUGGCGGUGCUACAUUAAAAAUCUAUCUGAAAGAAGGUGGUCCAAACUGCAUCAAGGAUAAGGAAAAUGAGACCUCAAUCUGCAUGGCCUCAAACAACAAGCAGGAUCCAAGCUCGAAUUAUCAUCAGGUAAUUUUUUCAUUAAAAGAUGUGAACUGCGUAAUACAGAAGCUGAAGACUUGCAAUAAGCCGGAACUAACGAAGAUAUUUGAGACAGUCGAAGGGAUCACCCAUCAUAGUCUCUUCAAUCCAGUGACGACGCCGACGGUGAACAACCCUAACGCAGCGAAUGGAAUUACAUUAACGUCAGGAAUCGUAUUAGUUACGAGUACAUUAAUCACAUUACUCACAUGA
Molecule: messenger RNA, 693 nt
Organism: Arctia plantaginis
Lineage: Eukaryota; Metazoa; Arthropoda; Insecta; Lepidoptera; Erebidae
Source: the annotation of a GenBank genome assembly